AUGGCCACAUCUGGAAGAAGAGAAGUUGCUCGGCGGAUUCUCCGUUUGACGGAUGGAAUUGAAGAAUCACACGAAGUACAUGAACCAAUAUUUGACAUUAAGGAUACACCAAUUGAAUCGCUUGAAAAUGCUGUCAAUCCACUUGUUCCAUUCUUACCUGACAUUCGAAAGCAUGCAGUUACUGCUAAAAAAGCAUGCAAAAAUCCACCUCCUGAUGGAUUAACAUUUGAUGAAUCGGCUUCAAUUAGGCUUUAUUCGAUGGAAUGGGUACCACAUGAUAAAUGUUUGUAUGUUGUUUUAAAUGACACCCUGCGAUCGGAAGAUGGAGAAAAAGUCAAACCAUGGUUUUUGUAUUUGAAACUUUUUCGUACUGCACUUGAACGACUUCCAAAACAACAUCUAACAGUAUAUCGUGGAGUCAAAAAGAACUUGCAUGAAAAAUAUAAUAAAGGUCAGACCAUCAUAUGGUGGGCAUUUUCUUCAUGUACAGAAUCGAUCGAUAUUUUGCAAAAUGAAAAUUUCUUGGUUUAUGAUAUCGAAAAUGUGAUUGCACCAUUAGAUAGAGCUCGUGGAGAUCUACUUGGAAUACUAUUGGAACAUUUGGAACAUGUUCCUAAACGAAUAUGGGAGGGUUUUACUCGAAUAUGGUGCUAA
This is a messenger RNA of Rotaria sp. Silwood1, 654 nucleotides long. The record is from the annotation of a GenBank genome assembly. NCBI's taxonomy places the organism in Eukaryota, Metazoa, Rotifera, Eurotatoria, Philodinida, Philodinidae.